GGUACUAGACUAGAGGGCUGGGGGCGGAACCAAGGCGCGGCGGGUAAGGGCAGGCGGCGGGGACAUCCGAGACCCCAUCUGAAUUGGAAGGCGAGGGGGCAGGGACAUGACCCCAAGGAGGCAGCCGCUUCUUUCCCGUUGCUAGGGCCGCGCGCGCCUGGCGACAGAAUUCCUCGGGUCCGCAUAAGCGUCGUUUCAGAGCGCCGUGCAUUGUGGGAUAGGCCAGCCAGUAGCUGGCGAAUCUGGUGGGCCUGCAGGGGCGGAGUCUGGCAGCGGCGGCCGGAGGAGACCAGGUAGGGGCCGGAGCCACCUUGAACGCUUAGGUGGUGAAGCAAACGCAGGACGCUCUGGGGAAAGUGAUCAAGAAGCCACCGCUGACGGAGAAGAUGCUGAGCAAGACCCCCUUCCGCUACCUGCACGACAUCAUCCCGAAGGUAAUUAGAACGACUGGUUUCAUGAAGGGGCUCUACUCAGAUUCUGAGAUGAAAUCUGAUAAUGUUAAGGAGGUGAUGACCUUCCAGGAUGUGGCUGUGGACUUCACCUGGGAGGAGUGGCGCCUCUUGUCCCCUGCUCAGAAGGCACUGUACAAGGAAGUGAUGCUGGAGAAUGUCCAGAACCUGCUCUCUGUAGGGCUUCUAGCUCCCCCAGAAGAUGUGCUUUCUUAUUUAGAGGAGAGAGAAGUUCCAUGGAUGCAGGAGCAAGAAGGUCUGAGGAGAUGCUGCCCAGGUGAGGGAGAGGAAAAGAAGUGUGUGAAAGCUGAGGUGACCAGAGGUUUCUGUGUGCUCUGGUGAAGCAAGGGCUAGAUUUGGGGACAGGAGGACCUAACUUGGAAUUCUUUUUCAGAGGUUUUAGGAGGAAACUCCCUGGGCAAAUCACUGCACCCCUAAGCCUCAGUUUCCCCAUCUAUAAGAUGAGAUUGUUGGACUCCAUUUCCUAUCUUCUCCCUUCUGGGCAUCUGUCUCUGACCCUCUGUGAAGUCAUUUUUUGGGAUUGAAGGGCCUGGAAGUCUCCUACAAGUGUCAAAAGGGGUUAGCUUAGCCCCUCUGAGAUCUUUUAUUAUCCAUAAACAUGUAUGAGUGCUUCCUCUGUGCCAAGUCCUGAAAUAAGUUAUAGGGGAUAUAAAGGGAUUCAGUGGACAUCCCCUGCUCUCAUGGAGCUCACCAGCUGCUGGAGCAAACAGCAUGCUGAUGACUCUGUAGAAGCCCUUUAGAUACUAAAUCCAGGGCAGAGCAUCAAGAGAAGGAAGUCUCUAAAGAGAAGAAAACUGGAAGAUGGACUUCAGCUUGAGCUCCAGGACAGCAAGAUUGAGGAUAGUAAGCCCAAAGUAUGGCAGAGAAGACGAGGGAAAAGCAUUGGCACAACUCACUGCAAAUGGCCAUCUUUAGCAGUUUAACCCUCAUCCCAAGGAUAGACGUUGGACAGUAUCUCAAGGGGAUGAAGACAUCAAGGGAUGGUUUGGAACAUGGAGGAGGAAUUAUUUAUUGGUUUCCAGAGGAAAAGAGUCAUUAGUCCAUGAGUGUUGGAAAGACUGAAAAGGAAAGAACAAGGAGGAUAAGAGAGCUCUGCAGAGAGGUCCAACUUUUGUUCAGUGAAAUAUGAGGCCAAUUUCUCAGCUCAGAAGGUGUGGCCAGGGGGUGGGAGGAAGCCAUAAGGAAGAGCUGGAGACCAGAGAAAUCUUUGGAAGGCUGCUGUGGUAGGUGGCAAAGGGAAUCCAUGAGGGAGAUGUCACAGGAUUGCCUUACCAUGGUGAGGACCCAGCUGAGAUCAGGGAGCCUAAAGGAAGAGUAGUGCCAGGCAACUGGUUUCCUGAUUUUCCUCCUUCUCCAUCUGCAGCUCAUCAGUAGGGAUGAAGAUGGCUACCUGCCUUGGAAGCAAUCCAAGGCUAAGCUCUGCAGAAAUCCUCAGCUCCAGGCCCUGCUUUCUGGAACUCCAUCUUUGUGCUGUUCUUGGAAAAUGAGGUGACCACACCACCUCAGUUUAGGGAGAUGAGAGCCUAGACAGAAGCCUCUGGGAUCUCCAGGAUUAGGUCUGCUCAGAUUCCAGCAGAGUUACUGUUGACUGCUGAGAAAUAAGGGCCUGACAGAGAGAGAAACAGGGCUCAGGCCAGAGUAUGCAUUUGCCUUCCAGAAGAAAGACCAGAAUGCAAGGAUGCUGGCAGAGCUUGGGCCUGACAUAAGCCCUGGGCCCAGCCACCAAACAUGGACUAAAUACAAAAUAGAUUCUAAGAACUAUGCUAAGCCCACAAGGGAAGGACAACCCCAGUCUGGGCUCUCCUGGAGCUCACAAUCUAGGAUCCCAACAAAGAGAUGGUUUUAAAAAAAGCAAGAGCUCCUGAAUCUCCCUCUGUGAUGAUCCAGGGCAAAAAGAGUGUUGGGGAAUAGAAAUGCAUUUAAUUCAAAUGGAGAAUAAGGAAAUAGAGGAAAGAAGACAUUUGAGAAGAAGAGCAAUCAAAAGAGGGAAUAAUCAAAAUUAUAAUAUAAAAUAAAAGCUACCAUUUGCACAUGGCUCCUACUAUUUGUCCCACGCUUUGUAAAUAUUUUCUCAUUUGUUCCUCAUAGGAAUCCUGUGACUUAAUUGAUAUUGUGAUGUCCAUCUUUAUAGUUGGGGAGACUGAGACAAAACUCCUGUGAAUUGCCCAAGAGUAAAAGUACUAGCAAGUUUUUGAAGUAGAAUUAGAAUGCACCACCCCACCUGUAGGGGAUUUCUAAGAAGAUCAUGAAAUGCCAGCAUCUCUAUGAGGCAGAAAAUAGAAAGAGAAUUUCUUGCAGAGGGGUGAAAAUUCUUUUUAGUUUUAGCUCUCUAACCAGCCAACAAAAAAAAAAAAAUUGCCACCUACGCAGUGAAACAUUUGUUUUUCCAUUGACUUAUGACAACUAAUGUAUACAAUGAUAAAUGUUCCUGGAUAUUAAUGGCAUUUAUUGCUUUUUUUAAAAAAAUUAUCUGCAAAACCACCUUUUAAAUUUUUUUUAAUAUUUUUGGCAUUUCUCCAUGGUUCCAUGAUUCAUUUUCUCUCUAUUCCCUCUUAUUUCUCCCCUCCCAGAAGUGACAAGCUAUUCCACUAGGUUAUACAUGUAUUAUCACGUGAUACCUAUUUCAAUAUUAUUCAUUUUUCUAAUAAGAGUCAUCUUUUGAACCAAAACCCCAAAUCAUAUACCCAUAUAAGCAAGUGAUCAGUCAUAUCCCCUGUAAGGAUGGGAUUUCAUUUAUUCUGCCUCUGGCAAAUUAGCUACUCUCACUGAAACUACUCAAUGACUAACCUGUGUUGCCAGCCAAUUCCUUUAAGAAGCUCCCAGGCAGGGCUGAGGCCUGUGCCAUCCCCAACACUGAGGCU
Molecule: messenger RNA, 3331 nt
Organism: Monodelphis domestica (gray short-tailed opossum)
Lineage: Eukaryota; Metazoa; Chordata; Mammalia; Didelphimorphia; Didelphidae
Source: RefSeq, a predicted model, not a curated record